GGGAGGGAGAGCUGCUUCAGGUUCGGUUGAGCUGCAGGGCCGGAAUAAAAAGGACUGAGUGGGGAAGGAGUGAGAUAAAGAGGGGAAGAAAGAGAGACAGAUAGCUGCAUUGACACACCUGCCUAGCAGCACAGUGAACUGUAAAACAUGCCGGACAAACAAGGGGACGAUCAGAGGAAAGACAUGUCGGAAGUCACAUCUUUCAAAAGGAGCAGCCUAAAGAGAACGGAGACUCAGGAGAAGAACACACUGCCAACAAAAGAGGUAAUCGAACAGGAAAAGAGGUGUGCAUCGGAACAUGCGUCCUGAGAUUGGCAGCCGGAAAAGGCUCCAUUGCCCCUGUGGUUUCCACAAUGCCGACCAGUUUUUUAUAUAAGUAUGGCACGUCAAUAAUCACAACACUGCGCCUUGAGGGGAGAGGCAUUGGCCCACUGACCCCUCAAUAUUCAAGGCACUCUCUGCUUGUUUAUGGUGAUCUUAUUCUUUAUGUUCGCUUUUGACACAGCUUUGAAGGUAGUGAGUGGGGUUGGGGGAGGGGUUUGUCUAGUGGUGUGGGGUGAGGGUGGGAGACGCUGAAUAAUUGAGCUAUGGACCGUGGCUGGAUUUAUACUAUGUAAUGAUGAUGCGUUGCCAAUUGUUUUUGUCUUCCUAUUAAAAAAAACUCACUGAAAAAUUUUAAUAUAAAAAUGAAAUAAAAUAUACAUUUAAAAUAAA
Molecule: messenger RNA, 714 nt
Organism: Rhincodon typus (whale shark)
Lineage: Eukaryota; Metazoa; Chordata; Chondrichthyes; Orectolobiformes; Rhincodontidae
Product: thymosin beta-b-like
Exons: 3
Coding region: 148-309 (53 amino acids)
Biological process (GO): regulation of cell migration; actin filament organization
Cellular component (GO): cytoplasm
Molecular function (GO): actin monomer binding
Source: RefSeq, a predicted model, not a curated record